This is a messenger RNA of Physcomitrium patens, 1970 nucleotides long. RefSeq lists its product as uncharacterized. The record is from RefSeq and is a predicted model, not a curated record. Lineage: Eukaryota; Viridiplantae; Streptophyta; Bryopsida; Funariales; Funariaceae.
AACUUCCUUACAUGCAUGGGAUCAUGAGCCCUGCAACCUCAGUCAGUAAAUUUGAACGCGUAGCACUUGUUUAUUAUUCCUCCUCCUACCUCUCGCAAUCUUGUGUUGGGGAGCCCCCUUAUUCUCUUGCUUCUUGUGCAAGUUCUCUUGAUCGAAGGUGAAGCGUCUCAAUUGUGUAGUCAUCAGGCUAUUUUUGGUGCAUACGAAUGUUUCCAAGUGUUUGUUGCGAAGGAUCGAAUAUAAGCUGAAUCUGCAACUUUAGGUACGAUUUCCCGUCGGACUGGCACCGUGGAGGAGUUGUAGAGAUGAGUAAAGAAAGCCGCAAGCCGCGUUGAAUCCCUUCUCGCAACAUUUGAAGAUCGUUACUCUGGCAAGUUCGGAACCCUGAACUACACUCCUUGCCUACAUUGCAAUUUCGGGUCUUGUGGGUAAUCCCGAAAUGUCCUCAGGCCGCAAGACGUGUGAUUCCCAAGUCAUGAUUUCUUAGUGUUACCCUCUCUCCUAGCAUGAUCACUCUUCAGUAUUCCCUGGAAGUGUUUGCAGAGAUUACCGCAAACCCAAGCAGAUUAGCGAAGCUAGAUUUUGGAAAUAUUUCUGGUAAACUUGUAGUUCACUGUGGAGACGCACUCGUGGGCAUUGUCUGUUAUUGACCCACUUUGUAGAAGCCCGUGUAUAGACUCGUAGGAAAAUCUCGGGCGUUGGGUAUGUUGGAAUCAUCGCGAGUCACAGAUCGACCAAGCAGGUCAUCCCCAAGAAGCCCACACGGUUAUGAACCGACUCCCGGUCGUGCGUAUCCGGAUUCCGUGACUGGAACAGGAAUUCCGUCAAGAGCUCCUCUUCACCCUCUUCUCGACUGCUCAAGCUCACAGGUAUCCGCAGGCGCGAUGGCGAAUCCAACUCCAUUGUCCAAUGGCUUUGAGCCAGCACCUGAUGUUGUUCUUCGGCCUUCAGGAUUGCACUUGGCUGGGAAGGUCUUUAAGAAGCUGAUGAAAUUGAAGGCGAGGUCUGUCAUCUGCGGGUCUGGUUGCUUCCCUAUAGAGUGCACAUCUCGCGUCGUGAUGGAAGAGCACAGAAGGCGUUGCAGCUCAUUGGACGUGGACGUGGAGCGUUGUUACGACUCCGACGAGCACAGCGCGGGGUUUGUUAGCGUCGGCGAUCAAGCAGGUACACCGAAUUCGUCGUCGAGCAUGAGUUCCGCAUCGUUCGAGUCGUUGGCUGCCUUAAGCACCUCUUGCAGUGCAUCGAGCGGCACUCCACCACUGGCAGCUCCUGCCUCUUCGAAAUCUGGCUCACAGAUAAUGGCCAACAUGCUUCUCUCUUUAACCGCAUUGAACAACGAGGAGCUCUUAGAGGAAGACGGCAAGGCAGUCUUUCAAGAUGACGAGGAAUUCCUAGACGGUCCUCGAGAAUCCGCCUGGCACCAACCCGAGGAAGAGAUUUUGAACGAGCAGGAAUGGAGGAUGAUGCGCUACGGGCAUUUAGAAGAUCGAUAUCCGGUCACCACCACUGUGAAGCAGAACAUUAAGUUUAAAAGCUGGGACCUAUAUGUAGCAACGGGUAGAUCCAUUACCAAAUGCAGUUGCAAGCACUUGGUCACUCACGUUACGCACGAUAGUUCUUCCACAAUGAGACCAAAGCGUCGAACGAAGCUUAGCAUGUAGAUACAAACAGAAUAGUUUCUCCUUCUUUCAAGCUUGAUCCUUAUAAUAUUUCCUAUUGCAUGUCUCCGUUAGAAUUACAUAGAGUUAUAUAAGUGAAUCAUUACACGGAUACCCAAGUGUCCUUUAAUCCACACAUUGCCUGUUGUACGACGUCGUCUGGACAUGGUAGAUUAUGCACGAGUGCAGCUUAGGAUUAACAUCUCCAAAGAUUAGUGAUACGAGUUUUUGGUUCCGCUCAGUCGGUGUAAAUCACAGAUACAGAAACAAGGUUAUACUCGCCCCGGGUGUUGUACAUUCCAGUUCAAGUCA